AAUGAAGAAUAAAACAACGUUGUAUAUUUUUACUUUCUGUUUAAAAAAGAGAAAAGAAUUAUCGUAUUAUGAAAAUAUUUCAAUUUCAAUGUAAUUUAACAUUGUUCUUGAUAAGUGAAUCCAAUCCGCGAUUAUUGAUAUUUAGUACACGUGAACAUUACUAUGGAUACAGAUGUCCACAACAAAGAAUCAACCAGCGGUACUGAAUCGUUCAACAAAUUUUUAAAACAGAUCUUUCGAUAUGAUCGAUCGUUGUUUCAUUCAGAGAUUAAAAUUCUGUCAAUGCGUGGCUGUUCACUUCUCAACAAAAAAUACCUCGAAAAAGUUGAAUAUAGUAACAAUAUGACGUUAUGUUUCACCGCAUUACAACACGGUGCAUAGAACGUAUAUGAAGAGCGUUUAGACGAGUGCUUAUGUGUUUCAAUUAAAAGUAAUAUUUUGUAUCGAAUGUUUAAAGAAAAUUCAAUAAUGCAUGGGCUACGAGCCGAACACAACGUUAGUGGUCUCGGUACGAGCCGAUGGCUGGAGGCAUUUUGGGAACCAGGAGCCAAAUUAUAUACAUUGCCAAAUGGGGUUGAUAUGCUGGACGUUACCGGCAAUGGGGAUGCAAGGCUCGUUUGCGUCGAUUUGGGGACGCUUGCAGCUAAUUCUGCUAAAAUACGAGUUUACAAAGGUGGGGACCAAGUAACAGAGCACAACAUGGUGAACGCACCUUGCGGAUUAGUCGGUUUUUACACAGAAAACGGAGAACCUCGAUCAUCUGUUUUGGGUGUGGGUGUUGGUUCCAGUGUAUUCAUCUUCAAAAAUAUGAGACCAUACUUCAAGUACACCUUACCUUUCAUCGACGUGCAUCCAAAAGAACGAGAAAUAUGGCACAAGGCAGGAUUGGAUGAGGAAUUAAACAUACUAACGUUAGCUAACGAGUUGGACUUGUUGUUGAAAGAGCUUGGAGCAGGAUUCAUCUCCCCCCGAACUUUAAAGUUUCUAUCCAUGGAUCCAAAUUUAAGACCGAGCUUCGUGGAACAAUAUAAAAGAAUUCCUCUUAUAAAGAAUAACGCUUUGACCGCGAUUUCUGUGAUACGACGGGACUCGUGGACUAAUCCAGCCAGUGGGUGCCUUGUGCUGGGCACUGAAUUUGGAGAAGUUCUUGUCCUGGAUCCUCGAACGUUCUGCGUGAUGGACAAACACUUGUUAAAAUGGCCACCAGUCACCUUCGCUUGUACUGGUUUAUGGACCGGUGAUGGUAGGAUUUUAAUUGUUGGAAGAGAUGGUAAAAUAGGUGCGAUAAGAAGAGGUAGUCCUGUAAAUCUUUGGGAAAAAUUAUCAGCGCCUGCUGUGUCCAUUUCAACCCUCAGUAACGAUGGGGUUGUGGUUGCUGCUAUGGAUGGCACUCUGGUUGGCUUCUCCAGAAAGGGAAUUAAACUCUGGCGCGUCCGUGUUCCGGGUGCUAUUUUGGAUUCGGUGAGCUUACCAGUGCCCCAAAGCGGACUCUCUUUGCUCGCUGUUAGUACUGCUGGGUAUGGUAUUCGUGUGUACGAUGGGAAACACCAUGUGGAUACUCUAAAGAUUAUGGAACCGGUGUCUGCGAUGAGGUACGGUCGUAUGGGUCAGGAAGAACGGGCGAUGGCGAUGGUCACCGUAGGUGGUGGUCUUUGCGUAAAGAUUUUAAAACGAACCGCCGAUUUCAGUGUUCAUAAUACAAUGUCUAGCUCGGUAUUAAACGAUGGGUCUAAAUUUUUAAUACCAAAAAAGACGAGACUGUUCAUGGAGCAGACGGUUCGUGAAAGAUCAGAAGCCAAGAAAAUCCAUUCUACUUUUCAACAAGGUCUUCUCCGAUUGCGAUUAACAGUAGCGAACAAAGCGUUUGAGUCCUUAAACGAGGGUCAGGAUAUGGGUCCUCGUCCAAUCACUAUGGAGGCGACUGUUUUAGGAUUGGGUCCGGAUUAUCAAAUUCGCAUCUUGUUGACGAAUAUAUCCGACGAAUUGUCUGAUACGGAUUUGUAUAUCGUUUGCAGAAGUGAAAAUACCGACGUGAGACCACGAGUAAUGGAUGUACCUCUGUUACCCAGUGGUACUCCUAUUCCUUUAGUCGUUCGUGCACUUUUGAAGGAUAUAAUAUCAGGGAGAGUUGAGAUUCUACUUUGUAAGAAAUCAAAGACGAAUCCUGUAGCAGUGACGACUAUGGUUUUGCCAGCUGCAGAAGAGGAUAUUGAAGUUUAGUAUGUUUGCUGUGAAUUCAGGGUUGUACAGUGGUAUCUUCUAUAUGUAAUUUUUCAAAUAUUUUUUAAUAUAAUAUAAUUGAUUACUUGACCAAUAAUUUUUAUGUUUCUGUAACAAUACAAGAGGUAUAGGAAGGAUUGUUUAUAAGUUUCCUCUUUUUAUACAAAGCUUUCUUCUGAAAUGAUAACUACAAACUGUACAGUAAUCAUGACCAUUUAUUGAAUAUUAAAUGUUAAAUAUUAAAUGUUGAUAAAACGUGUUACAUAUUUAUGUCACAGUGUAUGUUGAAUAAUAUUCUAUUGAGAGAUAUUUAUUUAAAAUAUCGCGGUACCACUUACUUACAUUGAACUGCCGGUAAAAUCACCAUCUCUUGUAUCCACUCCACCCUUUCCUAUUUAUGUGCAGUCUACUACAUGACUACAGCUGAUCGAAGGAAACCCAUAUAUGUAAACUGUUCGGCUAAAUACGCAAACAUUGCGGACUAGUCGCGGUUAUUUUUUGCCUGUGCAAAAUGUACAGUUAACACAACAUGUAGAAAAUGAUAGACAAUUAAUGAGAAGUGAAUGGAGGCAUCAGAUCAAAAGGAGUUUUCGUUUUUUUUGUGAUGUCAAAAAAAAUUAUCAUGCUUCCAAUGUUAUUUCGCAAGGCGAUAUCUUAUGAUCCUCCAGUUACAUGUUUUUUUAAUAUUGCUUCUCUUUCCAGCCAGGGAAUGUACUAUGCCGGAAGCAAGCCAAGAAGAAUUAUUACAUUCAUUCAAAAGUUAUUCGGAUAUUGCAAUGUUUCAUUAUACGGUUCCAAAAGAGGUACUUAGAGCUACUUGGCAGUUUGCAGCAUUUAUGGAUAGGCAAGAUUGCCCGCAAAGAAAAGUGCAUAUAUAUUUACAAUGGGGCAGUUACCCUGUGAUAUCUGUAAAUAAUGAUACAUUUCCUAAUAAUAUAUAUCCCAAGCGUAAUCAUACAGUUGUAGUUUCUGCAGUUACAACAUUUGAACCAAAAACUACUGCAAUUGUACCAGUUUAUGGACCAGAAGCUGGAGAUUGGUUUGUUGGGACAUAUUUGUCUCAUUGGGAUGAAAAAGUUUAACAGCAGGGGCUUGGUCAUAAAUGCCAUUAUAGUAUAGGUUCUGUAGUUAUAUGAACACAGACCAACAGUAUUGAAAAUAUACCUAUUGGUUACUAAUAUACAUUAAAAACAAAAGAAACUACUUCCUAUUACAAAAUAUAUAUUCCAUCAGGGACAUGGAAUUUUCGUGUACAUAUUUGGGGUUGUAAUUUUACUGUGCAUACUUCUCGUGGCAUCCACGAAACUUGCAUUAAAAAUAUGGCGUUGCAAGGACGCUCUUUACCUGUUUUCAAUCAUUCUGAACAAAAUGAAAUUGGAAAUUUUACUAUGUUAGAUUCAUAUGCCUUUACAGAAUCUUCUCCUUAUGAAGAUAGUUAUUAUUAUUUGAUGAUUAUUUCGGACAGCAUAAUUAAAAUAAAUGUAAAAGUUGUCACUUCAGAAUGUCCAAUUAGAAUAACAGAAAAGUCUUUUGUAAGACAGUAUUUAGAUGCACCUUCAUUUUCUAAAGCAUUAGCUCAAUUGCAUAUGAAGGAUUUAACAAAACAUUUACAUCAUGAUGAAAUCAGAUAUAAUAAAUCAUACAGUGGUGUUGAUCUUAUGAGAAAUGAAUUUCGUGUAUCAGAUGAAGAUUUAGAUACACAAUUCAUUGGUAGAUAUUAGUGGUACACUUGAGAUAAGUGUACAUUUGGAAAUGGAUAAGAUUGCAACAAGGCAGUUGGUUAAAGUUAUACUCUGCAUCCGAGGUGGACGCGUUCCAGAUAGAUUUAUAGGUAAUAUCGUAUGCGAAGAUCCAAGGAUGUUAAUGAAUUUAUCUUCAUUUGAGAAACACGAUGCAAGUUUGUUAAUACCGUAUCCACAGCCAGAUACUUGGUAUAUUGCUUUACAUGCAUCAUGUCAUUUUAAUGGUAAACCUGUAAGCUGUGAAAUGGAAGAGAUUUUCGUAUCAUUGGAUAUACGAACUAGGCAAUGCGUGUUUUCCGGAAAUUAUCCAUGCAGUCAUCAUGGCAUUUGUCAAGAAGUCCAUAGAGAUAUUCUUUAUUAUACAACGUGCAAAUGUUUUGAAGGAUAUAGAGGAUGGGGCUGCACUGACGCUACUAGUGCCAAUCAGUGCCAAUUCAGAGUCUUCUCUUCUUAUAACUACAAUGAUGCUCACUUUAAGUAAUGGUUUUUUCAUACCCGCUAUAUAUGUAGCUAUGAAGCGCGGAUUAUAUACCGAAGGAUUAGUCUAUUUGGCCACUAUGCUUUUUUCGUCUCUAUACCAUGCUUGUGAUCAACAUGUUAUGACUUAUUGUGUUGCUAAAUAUGAAGUUCUACAAUACAGUGACUUUUUUUCAAGUAUAUUAGCAUUUUGGGUAACACUUGUUGCAAUGGCUUAAAUACCGACUCGGUUUGUAUCAUUGUGCCAUAUGUUUGGAGUUCUUAUAAUAGCUUUUGGAGUGGAAUCCAACAAGACAGGUCUAACGAGUAUACUGGUACCUCUAGGAAUGGGCUUUAUGAAAAUUUGAAAUAAACGAAUGGUUGAGGCAGGCCAUGUGCGUUCUGUCAGCGCGUUAAAAAUGUAAUCCAAUUAUAAGGUAAAAUAUAAUUGUUUUCCAAGCAGCA
Messenger RNA from Osmia lignaria (orchard mason bee), 4883 nucleotides. NCBI's taxonomy places the organism in Eukaryota, Metazoa, Arthropoda, Insecta, Hymenoptera, Megachilidae. The record is from RefSeq and is a predicted model, not a curated record.